AUGUCAGCAGGCGGCGCGUUUGGCGGCGCGCGCGGCUUCCAGCCGCGGCCGCCAGAGAAGGGCAUCAAGGAGGAGUACCUGCAGUGCCUGAAAGACCACGGCAACGACGCAGAGGCGUGCCGUGAGCUGGCCAAGUCGUACCUGCAGUGCCGCAUGGAACGCAACCUGAUGGCCAAGCAAGACCUGAGGGACCUGGGAUUCGCAGAGGGGGAUGCGCCAGCGCCGGCGCCCGCCCCGCAGAAGCCCAAGGGCGAGAAGCGGCGGAUAGAGAGCGAGGGGUAUGUGGCGGGCAUGCGGCGGUUCGAUAAGGACCAGUGA
Molecule: messenger RNA, 318 nt
Organism: Chlorella variabilis
Lineage: Eukaryota; Viridiplantae; Chlorophyta; Trebouxiophyceae; Chlorellales; Chlorellaceae
Exons: 3
Coding region: 1-318 (105 amino acids)
Source: RefSeq, a predicted model, not a curated record